This is a messenger RNA of Xiphophorus maculatus (southern platyfish), 2841 nucleotides long. RefSeq lists its product as uncharacterized. The record is from RefSeq and is a predicted model, not a curated record. The transcript is spliced from 11 exons. Bases 81 to 1424 code for a protein of 447 amino acids. Lineage: Eukaryota; Metazoa; Chordata; Actinopteri; Cyprinodontiformes; Poeciliidae.
AUAACGUCUCUAGGCAACAAUGUGUCAACACACAGCCAGUACAGACAGCUCCAUCGAUGAGAGGUUAAAUUAACAUCGACAUGUACAAGAGCUACCAGCCCUUUCAUCCUGUCGCCAACCAUUUGCAGCAGAAAUGGCAAUCCAGACGCUAUUCAAACCACCUCGACAAGGUGCAAUUUGCCCACCCUGUAGUGGACACCAGGAGAAGGCGCAAAUCAGCAAAUUCCCAGUGUAAAAUGAAGAGAUUGCAGGAUCGACGACUGUCUGCUGCCAGGAGAGACAAUUGUCUUUUGGCUUCCAGGAUGAGAGACGAUCGUCUUUUGGCUUCCAGGAUGGCUAACAUCAAAAGCACAGUGAAUGACAGGAAUGAAUACUACUUUAAAAGUAUGAAUACUAGAAAAAGGAAGCAGGAUCUUAUGGUUAUCAGUGAGGAAAAUCAGGCCAUGUACCAACGAAUCUUAUCCCGAAAGUCGGUGUACUGCCGAGAGCAUUUUCUGGGUGACUGGAUGAAGACAAAGAUCUUGCGACAACACCUCUCCCGGUAUCCUAGGGAACAAGCAACUCAACAGAGACUGGAAAGGAAAGAGAAGAUGGUGACCUUUGACAAACAAGACCAGUCUUCAAGCAAGUCAACCACUGGCAGAACCAAAGAAAUUCCUAGAGACCAUUUGAAUGCUGGCAAAAGGAAGCAGGAUAUUGUGGCUAUCGGUGGGCAAAAUAAGGCCAUGUACCAACGGCUCACACCCCAAAAGUCUGUGUUCUCCCGAGAGCUUUGGUUGGGUGAAUGGAAAAAGACGGAGAUCUUGCGACAACACCUCUCCCGGUAUCCCAGGGAACAAGCAACUAAACAGAGACUGGAAAGGAAAGAGAAGAUGGUGACCUUUGACAAAAAAGACCAGUCUUCAAGCAAGUCAACCACUGGCAGAACCAAAGAAAUUCCUAGAGACCAUUUGAUUGCUGGCAAAAGGAAGCAGGAUCUUGUGGUUGUCGGUUGGCAAAAUCAGGCCAUGUACCGACGACGCCCAACCUACAAGUCUGAGUUCUCCCGAGAGCAGUUGUUGCGUGAUUGGAAAAAGAAGCAGCUCUUGCGACAACACCUCUCCCGGUACACCAGGGAACAAGCAACUAAACAGAGACUGGAAAGGAAAGAGAAGAUGGUGACCUUUGACAAAAAAGACCAGUCUUCAAGCAAGUCAACCACUGGCAGAAGCAAAGAAAUUCCUAGAGACCAUUUGAAUGCUGGCAAAAGGAAGCAGGAUCUUGUGUUUAUCGGUGGGCAAAAUCAGGCCAUGUACCGACGACGCCCACCCUACAAGUCUGAGUUCUCCCGAGAGCAUUGGUUGCCUGAAUGGAAAAAGACGGAGCUCUUGCGACAACACCUCUCCCGGUACGCCAGGGAACAAGCAACUAAACAGGACUCUUAAGGCAAGCAACAACUACGGACACCCAAACAGUUUUAACAGAUUUAUUUGGUAACUGAAUGUGCUGGAGAGUGUGUGGAGGGUCGUCGAUCAGCGGCAGCAGGGAGGAACUGGGCCAGCGGAGGAACUGCAAAGGGCAAGCGGUUAAAGUGGGAAGUAAUGAAGGGAAUGAUGGCGUGACCUGAUGGUGACUUACGGGCUGCGGGUUGAGGUAAGCAGAGGAGAGUACAUGGGGGUCCGGCAGGGUUUUCCAGAUGGGGGAAGUUCCAGCAGGCAAUUGAGGGUGGACAGGCAGCAGCUGAGUGGCGGGCGUCACGCACCCAGGUGCAAGGCCAAACAGAGCAGCUAGGAUCCGAUUCUUCAGGUGGGGCCGGUUCAGAGAGUGUACAGCUCGGGUUCACUGUAGAGGGAGAAGCAGACAAAAAGGAGUCAGAACAAGGAGAACACUGGGAAUACAGCACUGACAGCUAGAGAGUACCACUGUAGAAGCGGAACCAUCUGGCAUCCGACUCUGGAAGCCGCUCCCCUUUGAGGACCUUGCAGAUUGGAGGUGAUGAGCAACAGCUGGAUCCCAUCAGCCUGCCACCCUGUGAAGGAGAAGGAACCACCCCCUGCCGAACCCAACACUUUCACUCCCUUCAGUCUCUUUUUCUGGAUUGAGUGAUGCCUCCCACUGUCCCUGUCACUUUUUUCCACCUUUUCUAAUUUAUCAUCUUUUCAUUGGUUGUGUAUUUGUUUUGUCCUAUUCAGUUAUGUAAGAAAAAGAAAAAUACUCAUAGAAGGUGAAUCGUUUGCCUUUUUCCAUCCGUAUACUCGGUACCUCUUUUGUGCCAGUGUUUCCUCUUUUCUGUCAAUGUCAUGGAGAAACUGUGUACUAUGUGGCAUACUGUGUCAUUGGUAGUUAACAUUUCUCUUGUAAUGUCUCCUUUCUUCAUAAUAAAAGUGUUAAUAAUAAAAGUAUUACCUACAGAAUCCAGUUUUUUUCUCUCAAAAUCCGUGGUUUAUCUCUCAAAGGUAAAUAUUUGUCAGUGAACAUGUCAGUGCCUUAGAAAGACAAGGAAACAGCAGGGAAUUGAAAUAAUCACUUGCAUGGAUGUACAAAAGCAUUUGCAACUUGUUCACAGAAAUGGCUUUUUUUGAUGUACACAAGUGAUGCAAUGAAUUAAAGAUUGAUCAAGUAGUUUUGAGAAUUUAAAUUCUGUUCUGAAAAAUGCACUGAGAAAACUGUAAAUGUAUCAUAACAUAUGUCAGGCAGCAUCAUUGUGACCUGAGUGAUGCCUGCUGAACUGUGAAAUGGUGGAACUAAUAUGUAAUUACUAAAUAAGCUGUAAAAGUUUACAUAAAACCAAAUUAUACAUCUGUUAGCCACAGACUUCAGUUUAUAAGCUGUACAUGUGUUUGGAAUCAGUUCUAUGUUUUG